AUUAGGUCUACUAUGCUCAUUUUUAACGAAUUCUGACGUCUAGCUGAGCGACACAAAUGAACUCGACUACGCAAAAACGCAUAGAAAUCAUGAUACUUGUAAACUCGGAGUAGGCUGUGCACAAGGGUUGAAAGAGUAAACGUCCAACGUAAAAGGACCACACAGUGGAGUAAUACGCGAUGUAUGCCGCAGAUGUCGGUGUGUGCAUAUAGACCGUACAUAUAUACACACGAAUGGAGAAAGAGGGGGGGCCAGUCAAGCUCACCCUGUCUGUCUCUCUCUCUCUCUCUCUCUCUCUCUCUCUCUCUCUCUCUCUCUCUCUCUCUCGCGCGUGCUCUCUUUUCCUCCCCAAAGAGGGUCGCCAUAGUACAUACACACGAAGCGAGGCCGCAGCAGUGGCGAGGCCACCCCAGCAGCAACAUCAGCAGUUAGCUUAGCACAGACAGAACACAUGCACAAGUACGCACGCGGGCGGGCGCGCAACUGAGACGGAGGAUACUAGUAACAAGAGCGGGAGGGAGGCCAAAGUGUAAGAGACAAGCGCGUGUGUGUGUGUGUGCGAGAGAAAAGGAACGUAGAGAGGAGAGUAGACGACGUUAAAUGGCUGUCAGGGUGGAUCGAGGCUCGCGAACAACGACGACGCCUCAAGCUGACCUCCACUGAGAUCAACACGCGGAGGAGUCUCAUCGCCAAGGGCUGUUGUUGCCGAGGCGUCGUCUGGUGCGGGGCUCGAGCAGGAGUGGCCGCUGCCAACAGGAGCACGACCACCAAGCGCGAGCCACAACCACUGUGAACGAGGGAGAGAGAGAGAGAGUGAGAGUAAUAGUGAUAGCGACAGCAAGCAAAACUCCCUGUGUGUGCUGCGAAAUUAUUAGUGUGGUUUUCCGAAAAUCUGUGCUGUCUUCAAUUCUCGCAACCAAACGACACCCCUUCUACGUAUCUCCUCUCAUUAUCUGCCUGCGUUUUCCAUUGCUCAAAACGACGGGUUGCCAGAAUUCCCAAAUUGCCUGGGACAAAGUGGCUGGAUCCUUGUCUCUUUCUAGAUGACAACUCUGUGAUACAAGUUCUACCUCUGUUUUUUCUCUUCUCUCUCUCUCUCUCUCCCUCUCUCUCUCUGCUCUCUGCUCUCUACUCUACUCUACUCUCCAUCAGCUUCUUUUUUAAUCUCCUUCACCCAGUGAUCUUUAUUUACUCGUGAGUGUAAUCUUGCACUCACCCUCACUAUAUUCUUUACCCACAUUGAUCUAUCUUGGGUAGUGUCAUGUUUACGGGUACUAUCAAAGUAGAGAUAUGCGAAGCAUCAGGACUACGUGCUACAGACAAACAACGCAAGUUCUGGCAAGAAGAGUCACCUAUACUAGAUCCCUAUGUGCAGCUAGACAUUGAUGAGAAGUACCUCAAUCGCUCAUCAACAAAGGCCAAAACAUUUGAUCCUGUAUGGAAUGAAACUUUUACACAUGAAGUACAGGAUGCCACGCUACUUGGUCUUACUGUCUUCCAUAAUGCUGCGCUACAACCAGAUGAUUUUGUAGCCAAUUGCAAUAUACCAUUUGAAGAGUUGAUUCAGCGGGAUGAUGAAACUGCUGAUUUCUCGGUUGAUUUGGAACCUCAGGGAAAAUUGAAAGUUCGAAUAGAAUUGCAACGGAACACUCAGCCACAACAAGCAGGAUGUCGAGCACCAGACGGAGACAGUGUUGGCAGUACCAAUUCAAGCAAACAACCCAGGCGCGAAUUCAAGGAGAGACAACAGGGCUUCAUGGGUCGCCGAGGUGCUAUGCGGCGAAGAGUUCACCAGGUUAAUGGACACAAGUUCAUGGCCACCUUCUUAAGACAGCCCACCUUCUGUUCACACUGUCGAGAUUUUAUCUGGGGCUUGGGCAAGCAGGGCUAUCAGUGUCAAGUAUGUACCUGUGUUGUCCACAAAAGAUGUCAUGAGCAGGUUGUCACCAAGUGUCCAGGGAUGAGAAAUGAGGGCAAGGACGUAAACCUACCGAUUCAGCAGCGAUUCAACAUUGAUGUUCCGCAUCGCUUCAUUUUGCACAACUUUAAAAAGUUCACAUUCUGUGAUCAUUGCGGUUCUCUACUAUACGGAUUAUUUCGUCAAGGUGUAAAAUGUGAAGCCUGUGAAAUGAGCGUCCAUAAGCGAUGUCAAAAGAAUGUGGCAAACAACUGCGGCAUUAACAUGAAGCGACUGGCCGAUAUGCUCAACUCAGUAGGCAUCUCCUCGGACAAAUUGAGGCAAUCGAAGAUCAAUUACACAUCGUCUAUACAUAGUAACGCGAGUACAAGCUCAGCUAACGAAAACGUCGCGCCCAAUGAGGCACAGUCGGCGCACCAAUCUCAAGAACAGAGAGAAGCUAAGGCGGCACGGGAAAGCGCAGCUAGCGGCGACAGGAUGAGCAUCGAUGAUUUUAACUUCAUUAAAGUACUAGGCAAAGGUAGCUUCGGAAAAGUCAUGCUCGCAGAGCGAAAGGGCCACCCAGAUGAAAUUUACGCUGUCAAGGUUUUGAAGAAAGACGUUAUCAUCCAAGACGACGAUGUCGAUUGCACGAUGACGGAGAAACGAAUCUUAAUUUUAGCGGCCAAGCAUCCAUUUCUCACAGCCCUGCAUAGUUGCUUUCAGACAAAAGAACGAUUGUUUUUCGUUAUGGAGUACGUCAACGGAGGUGACUUGAUGUUUCAAAUUCAGAAAGCUUGCAAAUUCGAAGAAUCUCGCGCGCGUUUCUACGCUGCAGAAGUAACACUGGCUCUACAAUUUCUGCACAAAUAUGGCGUUAUUUAUCGCGAUCUUAAACUCGAUAACAUUCUGUUGGACCAAGAAGGACACUGCAAGCUCGCGGACUUUGGCAUGUGCAAGGAGAAUAUCCUCGAUGGUCAAACCACGGCAACCUUCUGCGGCACGCCCGACUACAUUGCCCCAGAAAUUCUUCAGGAACUUGAGUACGGUGCGAGUGUUGAUUGGUGGGCACUGGGUGUUCUAAUGUAUGAGAUGAUGGUCGGUCAGCCGCCCUUUGAAGCUGAUAACGAAGACGAUCUGUUCGAAUCGAUUUUGAGAGACGACGUGCUGUAUCCAGUUUGGCUAAGCGACGAGGCUGUUUCGAUUUUGAAAGGCUUCAUGACGAAGAAUCCCGCGAGGAGGCUCGGUUGCGCCGCUGCCAAUGGUGGGGAGAGUGCAAUCAGGUCACAUCCUUUCUUUCAGAACAUGGACUGGGAAGCUUUGGAAGCACGUAAAAUCAAACCUCCCUUCAAGCCAAAAAUCAAAAACAAAAAAGAUGCUGUGAAUUUCGACGCCGAGUUUACGAAGGAAGAGCCAGUAUUGACACCAAUACAUUCAGACGCGGGUAUAAAUCAAGAUGAAUUUGCCGGGUUCUCCUUUAUCAAUGCUGACUUCAAUCCCAGUAGAUUCGUUGCCCAGUAAAGAAAAUAACUUGAAUUAUAUAAUGAUUCGUUUUGAAUUUUAUUGGAAAAAUAUCUACGAAAGGAAGUUGAAAAUCAGAGGCGCUGAAGAUAACGUUGUGUGCUAAGCUCGCCAACGAAGGUGAGCAAUUAUCAUACUUCGCCGUAUUACUUCCUAAAAUAAAAGUUGAGCGAAAUUCCUCUUUUGGAUACGUCUCUACUUUCUGCUUAGUAUCAGAUUAAGAAAUGGGCACAGAAAAGUAAAGCGAUUACUUUUCAUAGUACUAUGAUCUCUAGUCAAAAAACAAAACAAACAAAAAUAUAUAUACGCAAGAAAUAUUAUUUUCCUAGAAAUAACAAGUCCAAUUCGCCAAGGUGAAACUUGUCAUCCACGUCGUAACUAUUCUUUGUUCCACAAAUGAUGUAUUUUUAUUUUAUUUGUUACAAAAUUUGCGAGUGAAAAAAAAUUGUAUCGAUACUAUUAUUAGUGCAUAUGACGUCGAUUCGUCGCGAACAAAAAUACGUAUUGAUGGCCGCUUUCAAACGAUGAGAAAAUGUUAUUGCGCCUGUGCACUCAAUUGCUUUAAGGUUCAUCGACGGGGCGCGGGCAUCGGUUUUUCGCUCUAUUUUUUCUGUAUACAUGUAGAUUCACGCAAUUGCAUCAGCUUUUCACAUGUUUACUAUAGUAGACAUUCCAAGUUUGAAGCUGCACUCCCCUCUAUUCUCCAUUAUUAGCUAAAUUAACCACGACAACUUUAAUAGAUAAUAUGUAAAGUUUAUUUUUUUGAGCACCACUAGUCAAAUAUUUGUAAAACUUGCCCGCGUCUAAAGAAAUUUAUAAGCGUUUUCCCUCAACUUGUACAUGGUAAAACGUAUUUUUUUUCCUGAGUUUCGCGUUGUUCCGAUUUCUCACGACAAGAAAUCAGGAUAAUCUCGUCGCGCGUCAUCGGAAUGUUCGCUCAUAGAAAAAAAGGAAAAUUGCAUAUGAACGGCCAGUGAGAUAAAGAAGAGACAUAUAAGAUAAUUAAAUUGGUGAACACGAGCCACUGGUGGUUCGUAGCAAAGAGUCUAUAUACAAGCAUUAUGCGUAUUAUAAAUAAAUAAAUAUAUAAUUAUAUAUGAAUAUAUAUUUAACUUAUUUUAGCAUACGCUUAAAAUUGAAGUAAUAGUCGAGGCGAAACUAUUGUUAGGAGCAAAGUAACAAAAAAUGUAUUGUUUAUAAUUGUUGAAUGUUGAUGGAGGAUUGAAGGUGAAAGAUAAAAAAUAACUCAUAAUUGUAGGAAUGCCGAUCAAACACCUUAAACAUCUACCUUUAAUCGUUGUCUCUAGUUAGAUAUAAAAACUAUACGUACCUUUGGAAGCUUCGUUGGGAGAAAGUUGAAUUCUCUAUAAAUUAGCAUUGAAAUCCGUCUGAUAAUCUCGAAAUUGAGUCCGAUAGAAACAUAGAAUCGUAAUAAAUAUAUUAGAGAAAGCGAUUAUAUACAGGUGUAAUAAAUAUUUGUACAUUUCUAUAAAGAUUUUUUGUGGAAAUCUUUGUCGAACAUCGGUAAGUGUAUCGUAAACGUUGAAAAAAUUUCUGUGCAAAAUUUUUAUAGAAAUACGUUGGUUGAUUUUGUAUUUUUAUUGUCUUUGCUGUGGAAUGCAAUGUUGAAUCUCCUUUUUUUAAUAAGAAAAAAAUAAUGAAAUUGUGGGGAAAAAAAGAAUUAUAGAAAAAAUCAUAUAAAUAUGAUCGGUGUCUAUACGAGAUUUAUCUAUGUUUCUAUUCGACUGUUUUUUACUAGGAGUGAUGUGAAACAGGCCCAGAACUCCUCCGAAUAAAAAACGUGCGUGCUCGUCAUGAAAAUAUGUUAUAUAUAUGCGUGCGCGCGCGCGCAUUUAUCAAUAGUGAAAAUAGCCUGCGGCUUCUGAGCGACUACGCUUCAUCUCGCGCCUUGUAUACUAAUCACACGAAAAAAAAGUAUGUUGUUUUCAGUUUCAGCAUUGCCGUUCGCCAGAAUAUCACGCGUAACAGUACUUGUACGCAUACGAUUUAUCGUCCAAGUGAUUCCUGUACUUAAGCAUAAUCUCGUGUACCUAAGUCCGAAAAAUUAUUUAUGAUGUCGAAAAAAAGGACAAAGGGAAUUAGCUUAACGAGGCCGCACCCCUGCCGCUGUUCGAACGAAAGAGUUAGAGGGAAAAAGAGUAAUGCUUUUUUAACUUUCAACUAAUCUCCUUAUCAAAUGAUCCGCCGUAUCUCAUACUAGUUUUCAAGUGUUGCACCGCAAUGCACACAUCUUUAGUUUUUAGUUGUAUUGUUACUUAUUACCGAGUCGAGAACGUCAGUGUUCAACUUUUUGUUCUUACUAAGUUUUCAUUGAUCCGGAAUCACCAAACAAUGAUCUCGCAAGGCCAUUGACUCUCACUUUCCUUCUCGCUCUUUCUUCAUUUUGAUGUCAAGGCCAAAUAUCCUACUUAGCGGUGUCACCAAGACCUUGAUUCUACUCACAGAAAUGUGACUUGGACGAUAAACGAAUACAUAGGCAUGUAUUAACCUGAUUAUAAUUCGAUGUUGUUACCUCGUCGUCGCUGUUGUGUUACGUUGAGCUUGCAAAUUAGGUGCAAUCGGCAUUUUGAAAGAACCAUUAAUUGCUUGCAAUUAAGAUGCUCGGGAACAAUAACACUGCGUUGUUUCAUCUCUUCUUAGUGUUAAUGUGAACGUUGGAAAAGUGCAUAUCUAUAUCAUUAUUUUUAUGUGAAAGGCGUCGUGCAUUUUUUUAUUCGAAAAAUCGCUUGCAUUUGUAUUUAAUGUUAUUGUGCGUUUUUGUUACAAUUGUAUGUUAUAUAGUUUAUUUGUUGUUUUAAAUGGUUUUGUUUUAUAUUCAUGCGAAGCAACAUCGAGCGGAUUUCGGUUGAUUUGUUUUAACACGUUAACAUGCGUUACGUGUUUCGCGCGCAUUUUUCAACCGACCGAUCGAUGCAUUUAUUUACUUUAUACGAUAUUCAUUUAUACAUUUAUUUGUUUGUUAUUUGUUAUUGUAAUUGCGAAACAGCACAAUAUUGCAUCCCGCUUUAGCUUAACUUAAAUUUGUACUUUCUACAAAAAUUAUUUAUGAAAAGUAACUGAAAAUGCGUAAAACUUUGCUUUUGUACUUAUACGCUAUAGAAAAAUGCAAUUAGGAUCACGCGAUACCUUACUAGAAACAACGAAAGGAACAGAGUGGAUCAACAAGCGAAUGUAUAAAUAAUUUGGAGCCAUAGGAAAGUACUUAAGUUCCCUCCGCGUUUCGAGCCAAUGUACGAUUACUCGCAAUACAACGACUACGUUUAUUUGCGAGAAUAAGCACCAUAAGUAAAAUUUAUAAUUCAUUAAUACAUUCGACAAACGCAAAACAUGUAUUCGCAAAAAAGACAAGCUUUAAACCAACAAAUGGUCGCUCUUUUUAAGGAAAAAUAUAAGAUGAGCGUUACCGCAACUACAUAAAUACGUAGUAUCGUUUCCGUUCCGUUUGACGACAAUGGCCAGGCAUUGAAUUAUAAUUAAUUUUGGUUAAGUCCACGCAUGCUCUACCUAUUCACGUAAAAAGCAAAAUGUUAAAAAAAAGUUUGAAUUUGUGUACUCUUUAUCGGAAGCUUUAGACGUUUGAUGUUGCUUCGUAAAUCGUAAGAGAUUUUAAGAAUAAAAACCCCAGUUAGAGAGAUAAACAAAAAUGUGAUACAUACAAACCCAAAAGAAGUAAAGGAACAGAACAAAAAACAAAAAACAGAUAUCGGUUGUACACAUGACGAAUUGAAAAUGAGAAUGGACUGCGCAAUGCGAAUUAAUAAUGACAAUUCUUCCAACACAUUAGCGACUACAUUGUGCGUUCAGCACGUUUAAUCAGGUAGUGUAGAGAGUAUAAUACGAGGUGCGUGCGCUCCGUUCUCUUUUUCUUGCUGUCAAUCACCACGCCAAUACAAAGAAUACAUUUCAAAAAAAUCGAGCCAAUGAACAAAUACAUAUGGAAAAUGACAGGUGUCUGAAUAAAGCAAACGAAGCCCGUAGCGCGUCGAAUAUGCAAGAAUGUCUCAUCAAAAGGAGUCAAUAAAAACAAUCCAGUCAGCCAAUGAAUGGCUAAACAGAUCAGAGUAAAAAUAAAAACUAAACAACACAUAAGUGCACAAGAUCUGCGUCUUUAGCGGGACCGUAGAUUAUAGAUAGAAGUUCAUAUGUAUCUAUACUAUAUGUACGCGUGCGUGGUUCGCAAAACUAACGCUCGUCGAAAGCCCGUGCCUCGGCCUUCAAUUUUAUGUACACCAAGCGCUAUUUACCUUUCUAUAUUUAUUUAUUUAUUUAUUUAUUUAUUUAUUUAUUUACUUAUUUAUUUAUUUAUUAUUUGCGUUUUUCAAGUGCCGUUUUAAUAUUUUUCAUUUUUAUUUGGUGCGGCGCUUUAUAAUAUAUACCUUAUAACUUGGAACAAGCGUGAAAAGCAAUGCUUAACGCACAUGAUAUUCCAAUAUGAACCAAAUACACAUAAGAGAUCUUCACGUGCGAGCGUCAAAAAGGGCCGAGGCUACGGGUUGAAUGGGUGGCCGCGCGGCGAACACAGUUACUUGUCUGAUUAUCGUGUAAAGAAAACCGUAAAUAAAAAAUAUAUGUAUCUAUA
Molecule: messenger RNA, 8018 nt
Organism: Phymastichus coffea
Lineage: Eukaryota; Metazoa; Arthropoda; Insecta; Hymenoptera; Eulophidae
Gene: Pkc98E
Product: protein kinase C
Exons: 8
Coding region: 1262-3418 (718 amino acids)
Biological process (GO): protein phosphorylation
Molecular function (GO): diacylglycerol-dependent serine/threonine kinase activity; ATP binding
Source: RefSeq, a predicted model, not a curated record